Phycodurus eques (leafy seadragon) is the source of this 2971-nucleotide messenger RNA. RefSeq names its product cell division cycle associated 9 (gene cdca9). The coding region runs from base 72 to 863 and encodes 263 amino acids. Gene Ontology annotation, cellular component: chromosome passenger complex; spindle midzone; chromosome, centromeric region. Gene Ontology annotation, biological process: mitotic sister chromatid segregation. The transcript is spliced from 10 exons. Lineage: Eukaryota; Metazoa; Chordata; Actinopteri; Syngnathiformes; Syngnathidae. The record is from RefSeq and is a predicted model, not a curated record.
ACACACGCCAGGUAAAAUGGCGUUCUAACACAAACAUUUUGUUUAGCAUUUCUUCCACAAGGCCGGACAGAAUGGCUCCGAAGCGGUCAAGAAACUCAGUCAAAGUCCGACACCAAGAAGAGUUGAGCAGGGAAUUACGAAAACGCAAAAUUACUCUCUUCAUUCAGCAAGUUGAGAAAGAAGCACAAGAGCGAAUGUACGAACUGGUGAGCAGACUGGACAACUUGUUGGCAAAUAUCGACAGAGUGUUCAGCGUGGAGCUGAUGAAGUUUCCGCCCUCAAUUCGAAAGAUGCGCGUUGGGGAUUCUUUGACUGAAGAAAUGUCAGCCAGCGAGGUGUCAUUAGCCGUGUGGGAGCAGGAGUCUCCCGAGAUGAAGUGGCGGACCCUCGAGAGGGUGCCCAGCACAAGAGGAAAAUCAGUUGAUCCCGUCUUGGUUCAACCCUAUUCGACUGGAAGGAACUCUCGCAAGACAACAGCCAAGGCGGACAAAGGAGCAAACAAAAGCCGGCCUUCAACCGGCAGCAUCAGCGCGGGAAAUCUGGGGGCUUUGGCGAGCGCCUCGAAAGGACGCCGCUGGACGAAGCCCUGCGACGAGGCCGUGCCGUCCAAACGGAAACUCAGGUCCGUGUUCUCCACGGGGGACUUGGACUGCUCAGUGGCCGGAUCCUCCGCACACAUCACUGUAACCACAGGACGGGGACAGACCAUGUGCUUUUCUGAAGAAACCAAGGACAAAAUCGACUACAACUUGUUGGAUGACGUGGCCUUGGGUCAAGUGCAGAAACUUUCGGCUCAAGCAGGCCGUCGUCACCAUCGUCGCCAUCAGGAGCAGGCUGGGCCCGCCGUGGAGAGGCCCGGCUGAACUGUGCAGGUCACGUCCGCACAAGGCGUGUUCCAGAAGCACAUGAGUCUCUGCGCUCACCGCUAAUUGGAAAAGUAGAACAACAACAAAAACAAUAAUAAUAAUAAUAAUAAUAUUGCUGCUGAUGAUGGGAUACACACCCAGCUGUGACCACUCUUCCCAGAGAUGCUGGAAGGCUUCGCUGUGGUGCUCGUGAUGUGUCGGGUCUACAAACACACAAGAGCUGAAUGAAAAAGUAUGCGUGCAAUGCGGAUGAAUUGAAAAUUGAAUAAGAUUUUGGGGUAAUAUUAAUAAUCAAAAAUUCAAUGAAGACAGGGAGAGAUAAGAUAUUUUGAAAAAUAAAAAAAAAAUUCGGCUAAUAAAGGAUAAAAACUGGAAGAGUAAAUAAAAAGUAAAAUAAUGAAAAAUUAAUACAACAUAAAUGCAUUUCAAUUUUAAUAAAUAUAUAUAUAUAUGAUAAUGAAUAUGUACGAUAAUUACAAAAUGUUUGAAUAUACUAAACAAGACUAAACACAUUUUUUUCAUGUAUAUUAAUUUAGCUAAAAACAAAAAGAGCUCCUUGCACAUGAUAAAAUAUUUGAUUAAAAAUACUUCAAUUAUUAAAAAAUUAUCAUAGUACAGGAAGACAACUAAAAUACAAAUAAAUUCAAUAAAUACAAUAAAAAUAAAAUGCAUUUGUAUUUUAAUUGAAAUUGUGCGGCUUUUAGGAUAUUUAUGAAUGUUAAAAUGCUGAGAAUGAAAUAAAAAUGUAAAAUUAAAGAAAUAUAAAAAUGGAAAUACCAUAAAGUAAAGAGGACUGCGCUUGAUGCAGUUAAUUCUGCGAAUUUAAGGAUAUUAAUAAUUGUUAACUUAGGACAAAGUAAAAUAAAAAACAAAUACAAUAUUUUUUAAAAACAAAUAAACUCGUAAAAUAAAGACAACCAAGCUUGAACACAUUAUUAAAUUGUGUGGAUUAUAGGAUCAUGGCAAUAAAUGUUGGCAGCCAGGGAGGAUUACAGACAGACAUGAAUAGGAAAUGAAAAAUGGACACCAAAUAUGAAACCAUUGUGGACUCGGUUUUCACAAAUUGACAAAAAAAGCCUCUUCCGUCAUUCCUUCCAAAUCAAAAACAAAUUAUUCUUCAAAAUGCUCCUCGUAGGAACAUUAAAGAGCAAGCGGCGCUACCGUCGGAGUGAUGCCAGAGCAUGCGUCGGAGCUUCCCGAGGGCUUGCGUGAGGUUCUCCAGCCGGUCGUGGAGGCGUAUGUUCUCCUCGAUGAGCUCGUGGAUGGUGUCCUGCAGCUCAAAGGCGUCUCCCGGCAGAAGCACCAGCAGCACUGGCACGCUGACGAGGGCAAGCGACACCGACGCAGGCCCCGGCGGUGUCAUGGCGAGCGACAUGCAGGAACGCGACUCCAAGAGAUUUGUUUGCCGCGAUUGAUUUGUGCACCGCGUUUUAACACAGAAGGGAGGAGGGGAAGCUUUACUUUCCAGUGUGAUGGAUGGAAAGCUGCCUGCGGGAGUGUUGCAAAAAUCCAUGCCACCAUUGUACGUGUGCACACAGGCGGGAAGCUGACGUGUACACGGAAGCAGUGUUUUCCAACUUGUGUCGAGCCAAGGUGAGUAUUUGACAUUUGCAAAAUCUCAAAGCACAUUUCUUUUUGGGACGUUUUGGCAACACUGGCUAAUAGAGCAUUUACCUGUUCGGUUGCUAUACACACUAGAAUAGGUGGAUGAAAAAAAGCUACAUAUGUAAUGAAUGAUUUUUGAAUGACGAAUGACAUUUGAUCAUCUUUAGCUUUCACCAAAAGAAAAAAAAGUACAUGAAACCAAACUUUUUCCAAACAAAAAGCUUUUAUUUUGAAUUAUACCGGCUCUGCAUUUAUGCGGUCUUGGCAGCCCUGGUGCGCUUCUUCUUGACCACUACGGGCUUCUGGCUCUUCAGGAUGGCGCUGGCACGGCGCAGGGAGGCCUGAAGACAUGACAACAAAUAAUAAGCUCCUGGUGAAAACAUUUUUUUAAAUAAAGAGCAACGCUGACCAUGCACAGGUCCUUCCUAUAGUUGUUCUUGCGAAUGAUGUGCCUCAGGCUGUUGAGAGUGGCGCGGGAGUUCUUGUUGAUGGUGAUCUUG